Messenger RNA from Malurus melanocephalus (red-backed fairy wren), 1097 nucleotides. It is a transcript of the gene PROCA1, whose product is annotated as protein interacting with cyclin A1. Bases 111 to 1049 code for a protein of 312 amino acids. NCBI's taxonomy places the organism in Eukaryota, Metazoa, Chordata, Aves, Passeriformes, Maluridae. Gene Ontology annotation, molecular function: A2-type glycerophospholipase activity. The record is from RefSeq and is a predicted model, not a curated record. The transcript has 4 exons. Gene Ontology annotation, biological process: arachidonate secretion; phospholipid metabolic process.
CGGGACCCUCCGCACGGUGCCGGGCCGUGCCAAGCCGUGCCGGGCCGCCCCGCGUGGGCGGGCUGCGCCACUCUAUAAGGCGGCCCCACGGCGGCGAGCGGCGCGGUGCCAUGUGCGUCCCGGGACUGCUCUGCCGCGUCCUCCUCCUCCUCCUUCUCCUCCUGCUCCUGCUGUCACCUGCCCCCGGAGCGGCCUCGCCGGGACGGCCCCGCGCCCGCCGCUGGCUCACCUACCCCGGGACGCUGUGGUGUGGUGCGGGCAGCAACGCGGACACCUACGAGCAGCUGGGGGAGCACCGUGACACGGACCGGUGCUGCCGGGACCACGAYCACUGCCAGCACAUCAUCCACCCCUUCACCAUCCGCUAUGGGUACCGCAACCUGCGCUGGUACACCAUCAGCCACUGUGAAUGUGACCACAGGCUCAAGGAGUGUCUGCGGCGGGUGAACGACACCGUCUCACGGGUGGUGGGCCAGGCCUUCUUCAACGUCUUCCAGGUGCCUUGCUUCGAGUUCACCUACAAGGAGGAGUGUGUGGAGCCCUAUCUCCAUGUCUGGUGCAAGACGUACAACACGGUGGCCGUGGCGGUGCCCCGAGAGCCGGUGCCGUAUGAAUUUGGGGGGGAGCUCAUUGACCGGGCAGCGAGGCCCAGGGGAGUCCCCCUGAGCCCCCCGUUGGGAGGAGCCCUCCCAGUGGAUCAUCACACCAAGACAGUGAAGAAAGAGAGGAAGAGAAAGAAAGAUAAGAAAAAUAAGAAAAAUAAGAGGAAAGGUCUGAGAAAGAAAGGUUCUUCCGAAAAGGGGGCACAGAGYCAUCCUGCAGCUACUGCCCCUGACGAUCACUGGGUGCUGCUGCCAUCCUUGGGGGAAGCAUCCAACACCAUCCUGAGCGAUGCCCCGGCACAGGAGGGACCAGGCAGGGAGCCAGCACCAGCCCCUCCCUUCCCGGUCCCCACYGCCAGCGGGAAGAGGAGGAGGAAGGAGAGGAACAGAAAGAAGAGGCUGAAAAGUAAAACUGAGGCUCAGCCCACAGGAGAGCUGCAGCCCUGAACCCACUGAGCCUGUGUGGGUUUCAGUUGUGAAAUAAAGUUACAUCUG